AUGAAAGAAAUAUAUUCUGUGUUUUUCUACCUAUCGUUAUCAAUUGCAUUGUGUUCACCCAAUGUUUCCACGUUCUGUGGAAACGAUGAACAGAUUGAAGAUUUGAAAACGGCCUUAAUAGUUCACGAAACCAGUUACACGGCAAUGACAACACUGGCCGCAAUCCCUCUCACUGCUAUGGCGUUAACGUUCUUUCAAAUGAUGAUGGCCGGUAAUUUUGCUAUGCGUUUGAAUAAUGCAUUUGAUGAAAUGGAAAGUGCUCUGAAUGAAGAUCAUAAAGACUACGAAAAAUGUUUGGAAAUCUUAGAAAAAACAGAAAUCGCAACCACAGUCAUCAAGUCAUCUAGUCUUGGCUUGUCUCUUGCGUCAUUAAUACCCGGGGUAGGUUUGGUACUCUUACCUCCGAGAAUAGCUGCAUCGAUUUCUGUUAUGAUUCUUAUAAGAGACGGUUUAAACUUUUGGCAAAAGACCGGUUGCCAAAAUGCUACAAAAAGAGAUUGUUAUUUAUAA
Molecule: messenger RNA, 510 nt
Organism: Macrosiphum euphorbiae (potato aphid)
Lineage: Eukaryota; Metazoa; Arthropoda; Insecta; Hemiptera; Aphididae
Source: the annotation of a GenBank genome assembly